Molecule: messenger RNA, 1459 nt
Organism: Penaeus monodon (black tiger shrimp)
Lineage: Eukaryota; Metazoa; Arthropoda; Malacostraca; Decapoda; Penaeidae
Gene: dare
Product: NADPH:adrenodoxin oxidoreductase, mitochondrial-like
Biological process (GO): ubiquinone biosynthetic process
Cellular component (GO): mitochondrion
Source: RefSeq, a predicted model, not a curated record
GAUUCUCAUAUUGAUAUUUAAGUUUAGAUUGUUAGAUGAAAAAAUCAUAUAUUGAUGUGUGGGUUGUUCUGCUGAGAAACGGGAACUUGAAUUAAUUUUUCAAUUGAUGACUGUUUUUUCCUGAUUAAUUGGAAAUAAGGAGAUAUGUUACUGAGAUUCGGUGUUAGUCGUUUGGCAGCAUGUCGCUUUUCAACCAGUGCAGCAACAAGUACUGCACAUGUUCCAAAAGUAUGCAUAGUUGGCAGUGGCCCAGCAGGGUUUUAUGCAGCACAACAAAUUAUAAAGAGUCAUGAGACAGCAGAAGUAGAUAUAUAUGAAAAAUUGCCGGUUCCUUUUGGGUUAGUGCGAUAUGGUGUUGCCCCAGAUCAUCCUGAAGUGAAGAAUUGCAUUAACACAUUUACCCAGACUGCAAGUAAAAGCAGGGUAACAUUUUUGGGCAAUGUGGAUAUUGGCUCAGAUGUGACCUUUUCACAGCUUCGGCAAGCUUAUCAUGCAGUUAUUUUGGCCUAUGGUAAUGCAAAAGAUAGAACACUAAACAUCCCCGGUGAAGAAUUACCAGGGGUACUAUCAGCAAGGCAGUUUGUUGGAUGGUACAAUGGGCUUCCUGAAGAUGCUGGCCUGAAAGUAAACCUUGAUGUAGAGUCUGUAGCUGUUGUUGGACAAGGAAAUGUUGCUUUGGACGUUGCAAGAAUUCUUCUCACGCCAAUGGAUAUGUUAAGGAAAACUGACAUUCCUGAAAAUGUCUUGGAGUGCCUUAAUAAAAGCCAAGUGAAAUAUGUAACCUUAAUAGGUCGAAGAGGACCACAGAAUGUUGCCUUUACCAUCAAGGAACUGCGAGAAAUGGUCAACCUGCCAGGUUGUCGACCUAACUUAAUUAAGGGCAAUUAUCAGCAUUUGAAAGAUUUGAUCCCAAGUUUGCCUCGCCCUCGGAAAAGGUUGUUAGAAUUGUUAGCCAAAACAGCAUUAGACGCUCCUGCCCCAGCCCUUGCUUCAGCAUGGGCAUCAGCACAAAAGGAAUGGAGACUAAGGUUUCUGUUAAGCCCAGUAGAAGUUCUUGCAGGAGCUGAUGGUCAGACUGUCUGUGGCUUGAAAUUAGCUCAUAACAGACUGGAAGGUGACGGGGAAAACCAACGUGCUGUGCAGACAGAAGAAACCGAGACUCUUGAAUGUGGUCUUGUCCUGAGAAGCAUAGGCUACAAGGGCAUCCCCAUUGACUCUAGUUUGCCCUUUGAUCAACGCACAGGCACAAUUGCCAACAAUAACGGCAGAGUCAAAGGACAGAAUGGAGUGUAUGUCAGUGGAUGGAUUGGCACUGGGCCGGUUGGUGUCAUUCUGUCCACGAUGACAAGUGGAUUCACUAGUGGAAAGAUGUUGGUGGCCGAUAUAAACUCAGGUCAAGUUGAUGUUUCCAGUGCGAGAGGUGGGAAAGAAGAAGUACUGGAUAUUUUAUCCGAGAAAG